Piliocolobus tephrosceles (Ugandan red Colobus) is the source of this 1971-nucleotide messenger RNA. RefSeq names its product golgin subfamily A member 6-like protein 22. Bases 108 to 1115 code for a protein of 335 amino acids. The transcript has 8 exons. Lineage: Eukaryota; Metazoa; Chordata; Mammalia; Primates; Cercopithecidae. The record is from RefSeq and is a predicted model, not a curated record. Gene Ontology annotation, molecular function: calcium ion binding.
AAUUAAAAUUAAAAUUGUGUGAAUUACAAUAUGAAAAAAAACAAAAAGAAUUAGCAGAUGAUGAUAUAUUGUUGUAUAAAGAGAAGUUAAACAAAAAUGAUGACCUGAUGAUAGAAGUUUUCGAAAACUUUCACCACAUGGUCAAAAGCAUUGAUGAUUUUUUUUAUAAAGAUGAAGACCUAAAUGUGUUUCAAAAAAAGUUUAACAAAAACAAGGAAAUGUACAACGCACUUGUGGAAAAAGUUGCUACACAAAACAAAAAAAUUGAAUGGAAAAAAGAUGAUCUUUUGUCUAUGACCGACGAGCAAAGAGAAGAAUUAAAAAUGCACCAAGAAUAUAUUAAGCAUCAAAUUUUAGAACUUAAUAAAAAGAUAGAAUGGGAUAAGUUAGAAGCAGAAAGGAAAAAAAAAGAAUUAGAAGAAGAAGAGGAAAGGGAAAGAAAAAAAAAAGAAUUAGAAGAAGAAGAGGAAAGGGAAAGAAAAAAAAAAGAAUUAGAAGAAGAAAAGGAAAGGGAAAGGCAAAAAAAAGUAUUAGAAGAAGAGGAGAAAGAAAAACAAAAAAAAGCAUUAGAAGCAGAAGAGGAGAAAAGAAGACUAAAAAAAAUAUUAGAAGAAGAAGAAGAGGAAAGAGAGAGGCAAAGACAAGAACUGGAAGAACAAGCAAAUUGUAUAAAUUAUGAGGAAAAAAAAAAUAUACUAGCUGAAAAAGUUGAACAAAUACAAAAGCUUAUACAAGAAAAAAAUAGUGAUGUACUAACCUUUGAAGAUUGUAUUGACAUUAUUUACAAAGUGAAUCUUCCAUUGACUAAUAGUAAAAAAGAAGAGCUAAGAAGUAUGAAAAACAUAAAAAAAGAAGAACUGAUAAAAUUUAUAAAAGGUUUAGUAGUAAUUAAACAGGAUGUUUUAGAAGACAUGAUAUCCUUUUUCCAAAUAUGGGAUGUACAGAAAAAAGGAUACAUUCAUAAAAACUUAUUCUUGUCUAUAUUAAAACAAUUUGGAGAUGGUUUAAAUGAAGAAGAGGAGAAUUACUUACGAGCAGAAUUAGACCAAUCAGCAGAUCCAUAUGUAGAAUAUGCAAAACUACUGAACAAGUGGAUAAGUGAAGAGGAAAAGUAACUUCUUUUCUUUUUUUUGCCUUUUUUUGCCUUUUUUUGCUUUUUUUUUUUUUUUUUUAACUUUAUUAUAAUGUUAAAAAAAAAAAAAAUUAAAUUGUAUAAAUGUACAUAAAGUCCAAACUAAUAACAUUAUUAUUAUUUUUAUUAAAAAGAGGUGUGUACGAACAUUAACGGUAAAAGUGAGCUUCAAAAAAAAAAACGAAAAAAAUAAGUAUAUAACAAAAAUAAGGCUGUUUAAUUCAUUAAAAACAAACGUUUUUUAUUUAUUUAUUUCAAACUAUUUUUUUUUUAUAAUAUUAAUCAUUGUAUAUUAAUUAUUUUUGACCUUUUUUUUUUUUUUUUUAAAUUGUUUUGUAUAAGUUUAUCUAUAUAUAUGUGUAUAUCACAUAAUGGUAUAAAUGGAAAGUACUAUUUUAUUCUACAAAACAUACCUGUAAUUAAUUUUCAGUUAAAUUUUAAUACUUUUGUCUUUCUUUGUUUUAGUUUGCCUUAUUUUAUUUAUUUCCGCGUUUAUUAUUGAUGCGACAUUGAAGUGUAAAACUAUUUGGGUUUUAUUUACUUUUUUUUUAUUUCGUUUGCUUUGUCUAUUUUUUUUUAUUUUGUUUUGUUUGUUUGUUUGUUUGUUUUUUUGUUUGUUUUUUUGUUGUUUUUUUAUUUUUUUGUUUUAUUUAUUUUGUUUUCUUUUUUGUUUUAUCCGUUUUGUUUUCUAUAUUUAUUUAUUUUGAUCGUUUAUCCAUUAUACUUACGUACUACAUACGUACAGUUUAAAAAUAAAACUUUCAUACCGCGCGUUGAAAAAAAAAAAAAUAAUUAAUGAAUAAACAAUUAAAUAAAUAAAUUAAUAAAUAAAUGGUAAA